Molecule: messenger RNA, 843 nt
Organism: Thermothelomyces thermophilus ATCC 42464
Lineage: Eukaryota; Fungi; Ascomycota; Sordariomycetes; Sordariales; Chaetomiaceae
Exons: 2
Coding region: 290-628 (112 amino acids)
Source: RefSeq, a predicted model, not a curated record
CCGGGGUGGGCGGGCCGCGUUUCCUGUUGCUGUUGGUUGCACCCAAAACGAAAACAGGGACCCAGGGACCGUCAAUGGUUGGGUACGACAGAUAUCAGGCCGUGUCUGCGCGCAGUCUGCUUACGACAGCCCGGGUCGAAUAGCCGCACCGCUGGCCUAUCCUGUCGCCCCUGAGUAUCAACGAUGCACCUCAUGCACUUCAGGCUCACGUCAGUCGGACCGCCGUCCACGGUAUUCCCCUGUGCUGGGCGAGGAGGGGGGGUCAGACGACCAUACACGCACCUCGGGUAUGCCGGCCAAGACUGGGGCCGGGAAUCCUGCCGGCUGUCCUUCCUUACCGUCGCUCCCAGCUGUUGUUCAUACGCUCGUUCCCCAGAUCGUGGUGACCCCUGAACCGGCAACUGCAGAUGACGGCGUCGUAACCAUUUGGGUAGCUGUGCAGUUGUCCGUACAGGGGUCGAGUACAGCCGCUAUAGAGCAGGGACUAUACGACCCAGCCAGUGACAGACGGUCAAGUCAAGGUGCACCGCGGCAUGGGUUCUUCUUGUACGACGUCUCGCUAGAACUACUUCCCCUCUCAGAGAGCACGGUCGUCGAGGUGCUCGGCGAUAAGGCAUGCCCGACGUAGGCUCGUUCGUCCUUUUUUUUUUGCUUGGUCGCCCCCGACCGACCCCCUGGUAUUGCUGACCAAAACGACAGGAUACUGCACCCGGAAUCCCGGUUGCUCUUUGUAGCCCAGAUCCGACUGGGACCCGCAGCUCGUCAUCGACCGCGCACCCACCACGUCCGGCAAAAUUCGGACGAUCUGAUCGAGGAUCUCGAGGUGGAGCUCGGCGGCAUUGU